This is a messenger RNA of Myripristis murdjan (pinecone soldierfish), 6512 nucleotides long. RefSeq names its product ADP-ribosylation factor GTPase activating protein 1 (gene arfgap1). Gene Ontology annotation, biological process: regulation of ARF protein signal transduction; regulation of endocytosis. NCBI's taxonomy places the organism in Eukaryota, Metazoa, Chordata, Actinopteri, Holocentriformes, Holocentridae. The record is from RefSeq and is a predicted model, not a curated record. Gene Ontology annotation, cellular component: Golgi membrane. Bases 288 to 1538 code for a protein of 416 amino acids. Gene Ontology annotation, molecular function: GTPase activator activity. The transcript is spliced from 13 exons.
GAAGAAGAAGAGGGCGCAAAGCAAGAAAAAAAAAAUAGCCGAAGAAGACGUUGGACUCCCAAGAUGCAUUGCAGUGCCAACGUAUGCAAACAGGAACAUGGCCACCGGUGUUUAACAUCAGCAGCCAGCGUUCAUUUGUCCCUCUGUCGGUGUGUUUAGUUUCACUGUGUGACAGGACAUCGCCCGCCGUGCCCCGCAGCUGAACACAGGCCUCGUCAGGGUUUAGCAGCUGGACCAGCACACACACACAGCUCCUCACACACUCAUCACACACAGUGUGGGUCAACAUGGCGAGCCCAAGGACCAGACGAGUUCUGAAGGAAGUGAGAACCCAAGAUGAGAAUAAUCUUUGCUUUGAGUGCGGGGCCUUCAACCCUCAGUGGGUCAGUGUGACUUAUGGAAUCUGGAUUUGUCUCGAGUGCUCGGGCAAACACAGGGGCUUGGGCGUCCAUCUGAGCUUUGUGCGCUCUGUCACAAUGGACAAGUGGAAGGAUAUCGAACUCGAGAAGAUGAAAGCAGGAGGGAACGGAAAAUUUCGCCUGUUUCUUGAAAUCCAGGAUGAUUAUGAUCCCAGCUGGAGCUUACAGGAAAAAUACAACAGCAGAGCUGCUGCGCUGUUUAGGGACAAGGUUGCAACAUUAGCGGAGGGUAAGGAGUGGUCCAUUGAGACAUCCUCUGCCAAAAACUGGACAUCUCCUCAACCAAAGACUAGCCUAUCAUCCUCUCAUCGCUCAGGGGGACCGGGACAGAACUCGUCAAAAUCUGGAGACAAGGCUUUUGAAGACUGGUUGAGUGAUGAUGUUAACUCAUAUCAAAGUGGAGGGGGCUACAGUGGGAAUCAAGAGAACCGGUACGUUGGUUUUGGCAACACAGUGACCCCAGAGAAGAAAGAAGACGACUUCCUGAACAAUGCCAUGUCUUCGAUUUAUUCAGGUUGGAGCAGUUUCACAGUUGGAGCGAGCAAGUUUGCCUCUGUUGCUAAAGAUAAUACGGCUAAACUGGCAAACCAAGCAACCUUAAAGGCCACAGAGUUAGGACAGACAAUUAAUGAAAAUGUUAUCAAACCCACCCAAGAAAAGGUGAAGGAUGGAAAGUUGCUAGAUGAAAUGGCAGUCAGCUUCACUGGGCUGGCAAACAAGGUUCAGGGAGCUGGUGCAAAAUUGACCGGCCUCUUCUCAGGAAAGCCAGAAGACGGGUCUGCUGGAGAGAGCUACCAGAACAUGGAUGCCACCGAGGGCUACCAGGGCAGUUCUGUCCAGCCUCCCGCAAAGGACUUCUGGGAAACCUUUGGCAGCAACAGCUCCUUAAAGCCCAAGAAAUCCCCCAGCAGUGAUAGCUGGACCAACGCAGAUAAUUCUGCAAAGAAGAGCUCCGACAGUUGGGACAAUUGGGGCUCGGAAGCAGCUUCCAACAACAAACACAGCACAGGAGACAGCUGGGAGGCCUGGGACAACAACUGGGACAACGCUGAUGACACCAAGGGAAAGAAGAGCCCGACGAAACCUGCCGAGGAAACCUGGGAUAAUGCAGACUGGUAGUGACGUCACACUCAUGCACAUUGUCACCUUUCCCCUACCUUCUUACCUUCUCGCUCUGUUCAUCUCACAGGCACUUUCACGGAAAGAGCUGCUCCUGCUCCGUUCCCGUCAGUCCAUUCAUGAUGUAUUUAGUACAGCCAGAGAAAGAAUGAAUGAAACCCAAAAUUAAACAGAGCGUAUUCUGGAAGUUAUUCCUAAACAGCGUCAUCUUAUAAUGUAAUGUAAAUUAUCUUCAUCACAAUGAUUUAAACUCUGAAUCAGUGUAGAUAUGGUCAUAAUGUCCUUACUGUCUUGGCUUCUGAAGUAAAAAUAGUCGAUGGUGAAAAAGCCGAUGUCCAUACAGGUUUAUUGAUCGUGGCGUUUGGUCCAUCAUACAAGAAUUUAUGCAUGAGAAAGAAAAUUUGACGUUGUAAAUGUUGCCGAAGAACAGCUAAUUGUACCCUACUUGUACCCUUUUAUGUUUGUUAGUGAACUUUUUAGUUUUCUUUCAGGCACAGCCCAUUUUUAAAAGAUGAGGUAUACAUCUUACCAACAGUUGCUCACAAAAAAUUCUCAUGCUGUGCCCAGAACUUUUGCACGUUUUGUUUUGUAAAAGAUUCCAGAUUUUUUUUUUUUUUUUAUGUUAGAAAAAGUACUUUGCAAGGACAUAUUGGACAGCGGUAUUGUAAUACCAUCUGAAAGGUUUGGUGCAAAGUGUUGCAAAAUGACAGGAGCAAAAUAAACUUUGUAACACAUUGGCUAGAAUAACUACAUAUUUGUGGAUUUGUAAAUUAAAAAUGAAAUAAAAGUUGAAUUAGUAUACGAGUUAGAUAAGGGCUAAAUGGCCCUUCCAGCAAAACAUAUUUUUUUCCUUUUCGUGUGGCCUUGAUUCAUUUCUAACUGUCCUGACAAGUAAAAAAGUGUCCUGGCAUAAUGUGCAGAAAUACAGAUCAUCAUUGAAGGGCACUUUUCAUGUUUACCAUGGAAGUGACUCUCACUGCAAAGUGCUCUCACAGUAUUUUUACCUAGUGGUCGGAAAGUAGUGAUUUGUUUAAAUAUCUUCUUUACAAUGCGAAGAUUAAGUCUCAGUAAUGUAAAAUCUGAAAUAUUUAAUACCUUUUGGUUGUUAAAGCAGUUCAGAUGUAACAAUUUUUAAAUACUCAUACAAACUUAAUUUUGCUAUUGAUUAAAAUGUACCAUAUUAUAAAUACUUGAUCAUCCUUCUUAGAAUAUUUUCCAGGAACAGCAAAAAGAACAAAUAAAUGCAUGUUGAAUAUUUUUAGCACAAAAAUGUGCAAAUAGUCGAGGGGGUCUGAUAAUUACAACAUUAUGGUGAUGUCAGGGCCACAAAACAAAAAGAUGCACAUUGCACAAUAGUUGAAUAUUUGUUAUGUUCAAGCAAAACGAGUUAAUUGCCCUGCUGAAGAAAGACGUACAGCAUGACUAGUGAUUGGUUUUAGGCAAACAUGCAUGUAUGACUUUAAUGUUGUGCUCGCCAACUGAAAUCUCAUUGGAUUUGCUUUGAUACCGAUUACAAAUAACUUGCAUUUAUGUCAGUACAGAUGCAUUUUAUUAAUUAACAUUAUUAAACACAUAACCUGUAGAAACUAACUCUGACAUGCCAGUAUGGUUUGGGUAGUUUUUUGUUUCUAUCUUGAUUUAAAAGUGUUUUCAAAAGCUUUUUUUUUUCUUUCUAAUCAUUCCAAUUCAAUUUCAUAUCACGGUAUUUUGCAGUUUAACAUUUUUUUUUUCGUUUUCAGCCUCACCACAUCACAAGACAGUACAAAUCCCUUUGGUAACAAAAAUGUCAAGCUAUUCUUAAAAGCCAAGCAUCUAUUACCUGAUGAGAUAAAGUCCUUUUCAGCUUUCAUUAACUUCUUCUCUCAUGCAAGAUUUAUUUUGAUAGGCCAUCAUGUUAAUGUCUUUCAUUAGAAUAAUUACAAUGUCGAUAAAAUGUCACCAUACUUUUCAUUACUUCCAUUACUUACUUAUAUAUCAUGGGGGUGGCAGAGGGGAUAAUGAGUCCCUAUAUUGUGAAACCCACUCGCUAGAUGCUGGAAAUGAGUGGUUUCAUUCAUAAUGCAUUUUUUUUUUUUUGUGUGUGUGCUUAAGAUACACCUUGGAUAUUUUAAUGAAGAUUAUAUAAAUGGUGUCUGAAGAUGAAAUAAAUGGUUUAGUCUUUAUCAAAUAAUCUUGUCAUCGGGAAGAGAAUGAUAUAUUGAGGUGGAGUGAAUAAAUUCCUCCUCUGUACAGUGAUAAUUUCAUUAGAUAAUCAGCUUUUAUCGCAGAUGUGUGUGUGUGUGUGCACGUGUGUGUGUGUGUGUGUUUGUGUGUGCGUAUGUGCGUGCAUGCGUUCUCCGUUGACCGUAAAUUAUGGAUUGUGUUUGAAUUGCUGCACACAACUGGUGACUGUAGACUGGAUUGUUCAUUGCAUGUUAUUUACUGCCAAACCUGUGGGAUCGCCACAGUAACUUUCGUGACCUCAGCCGAGCUACUAGACCUUUGUAAACUGUAACUUCAGUCGUCUCAUAUGAAGUCGCACUCUCUCUCUGUGCACUGCUCUCAGUAUCUGUGUCAGGUGUCACUGCACAUCGGUCGCAUUGAAUUUAAUGGAAAACACUAGAGUGCUACAUCUGAAAAUGUGUGUAUGAGCAUCUGAAUUGGGGAGUAAUGAUGGAGGCUCAUUAUAGAGUGAACAUCGUUAUAAAUUGAUUUUUAUCAAGAUAUUGCAUCCCAUCAUUCAUUUGACAGUACAUUUUCAGUGUUUUUUUUUUCCUUUUUUUUUUUUUUUUUUUUUUUUUUUUUAAAUCUGGUUUUGAAAGAGCAUUUCUGGUAGGAAAACUAAAUGUUCCCUUCCAUCAGAAAUGAUCCCAAGGCAACUCCACUUUCCAUUGUUCCACCAUACAGGCGAAUGUAGCAUAAAAAAUAAAUCACCAGUUUAGCAAUUAGACAUGCAAUCAACAUGAAUGAGCAUCUCGAAAGUCUAAUAAUCUGGAAAUUUUGAUUGAGCUGUGCAGGUUAAGAGCUUGGCCAAUAGUGCAACAAUGUCUAAAUCUCAUAUGUGACCUUUUAUUUCCUGUUACAUAAAGCUUUGUCACUUCUGUAUACAAUAAAAUAACUGUAAGAGCCAGUUUAUUUGUAUAAAAUUCAUAAUAUUAUAAGGGGAAAAAACAGACUAAUGAUUGAGUUGAAUUGCACAUCUUAAAUGGACUGCACUUGGCUUGCAUCUGAUUCUGUGAGGCUCUUUAUCCCCUCUUAGAGUAUGACAUUGUUAUAAUACCUGUUGCUACUGGUUUCCAGAUGUCCCAAUCUGGGCCUUAAAACAUAACAAAAAAAAAAUGAAAAAUGACACUCCAGUUGUCUGAUUUUAUAAGGCGAAAGAUAAAUGAUCCUGGGAACUUGCUUCAUUCCAUGUCCAUUCCCUACCUCUGUCCAGAAGUGUUCAGUUUACUGGAUCUUACCGACUACAGAGUACUGAAAGUGUGUUUUAUUGUAUUUUGUUUCAGGACCAUGCUGGUGAUUUUGCAUGGUUUAACAAAAUGUACAUACUUCAUGUUUCUGCUAAUCUUUUCCCCAAAGCAAACAGCUGCAUUUUAGAAAUCUAGCUAUUGGUUUCCAUUCAUCCAUUCAUUCCACAACAAUAUCAAAAUUAACUUUUUUUUUUUUUUUUUUUUUUGCUAAAAGCAGCAGCACUGUUGUGUUUUGAGACUUGAAAUUGGGCAGAGUGAAACUAUCUCUUUGCCAGAAAAUAGUCCUGGGGAAACGUUUUCUAUACACGGUGAAUUAUCAGUUCUGUGCUUUAUGAAUAGUGACGACUUUGUUAGCUGCAGAAGCAGAACAUUAUAAGGUGGGUGUUUCAACCAAAAAUUAAUAUUUGAAUAAUGCAGGAUUUUGUUUAUAUGCUAUUUAUUACUGCCACAUGAAAUGCUACAAAAGGUUUGCUGCAGUGCAAAUUGUAGGUAAGUUGUAGUAAACGGGCCACACAUUCAAAAUCACUGGCAUGGUCCUUUAAAUCCCCCUCAGCAUUGUUUUGUUGUAGGCCUUAAACUGCAGGCUUGAUUCGGCGUGUCUUGAUUGAAAGAAGAGAUGUGCUCACACAAAACGAGAAACAAAGAUGGGCGUAAAACGUUGGCAUGUUUUUUACACUAACCGAUUAUGUGAUGGCGUAAAUUAAACUAACUGAGCGGCACUUGUGCAGCGAUUGUGUAGUUCCACCUCUGCAGUCGUGCUAUCCUGUACAUUGUGUUACACGCCUUAAACAGCUGUCUUUGUCUUUUUGUUGAUACUGAUGUCAGCUAGCCUCCAAGGUUAUUUGUGUGUAUGAUACAGUGAGGUGUACAUGUGUGUUAUCACCAUCUACGAUGAAAUGUCAAGGGAUGUGUAGUUGCUCUCAGCUUUCUCUGUAUUUAUCAUGAUGUACAAUUAUAAUUUUGUUUUUCCUUUUUUAAACUUCCUUAUUUUAUUUUAUGCUGGCAAGAAAUACAAAUAAAUUAAGAGAAGACUUGGUGCUGUGACAUUACACAGUUUAAAAAAAAGUGAAGAUUUGAUUAGUCAUUUUGAGUGUUGAAUGAAAUGCAUCCAAUAUUUCUUGACAUGAGCAGUGGAUUUUAAUGGGAAGUGAUGGUGUUUAUUUUAGCACCUGUUCUGAAUCUUACUUCACCUUAAUUUUCCUGAACAUCUGUUUAAAGCAACAUCUUGUGCCUGCCAAACUUUGAAGAUUGGUUGUGGCAGUGUUUGUGGGUAUAGCUGUCAUGUGAGAAAUACUAUUUUUGAUGUUGUGCAUGAGGUGUAACUUGGAGUGAAAUCCAUUCAGCAGUUUUUCAUUUUCAAAAGUUGCUUCCUCAGUGAAUCCAAGUGUGUUGAGCCCAUUUUCCCCUCAAGUUCCACCAGCAACCAUCCCAUGAGGUGAGCCAGUGUUACCAACUCAGUUCAGGCUGUGGAUAUUUUUCUGUACACCUGUUGUCUGUGUUAAAUAAAAAUAUAUUGUGCCGUGAA